This is a messenger RNA of Leptopilina boulardi, 832 nucleotides long. RefSeq names its product mediator of RNA polymerase II transcription subunit 21 (gene MED21). The record is from RefSeq and is a predicted model, not a curated record. The coding region runs from base 157 to 699 and encodes 180 amino acids. Gene Ontology annotation, cellular component: mediator complex. Gene Ontology annotation, molecular function: transcription coregulator activity. Lineage: Eukaryota; Metazoa; Arthropoda; Insecta; Hymenoptera; Figitidae. The transcript is spliced from 3 exons. Gene Ontology annotation, biological process: regulation of transcription by RNA polymerase II.
AAAAAAAAUAAAGCCAUAGUGUCAAAACUGACAAGUGUCAAGCAGUGACAAGAGAAAAUAUUCCCAACAAUUAAUUUUAAAAGUAUAUUUAAUUCUCUUUUCAUAAUUAGAAAUAAUUUUAAAUAUUAUCGCCUUAUAUUUACAAUUAUUGUUACAAUGGCAGAUCGACUGACACAAUUGCAAGAUAUGAUAAAUCAGCAAGCUGAACAUUUUUGUAAUAGUAUUGGAAUUUUACAACAAUAUUCCACUCCCAGUAAAUUUCCUGGUUUCGAUCGUGUUGGAACUCCGCAACCAAAUCAACCGCAAGAAGAUUACGCGGCAUUAUUUGCAACGUUAAUUGCAAAAUGCGCAAAAGAUAUUGAUACAUUAAUUGAUAGUCUACCAAGUGAGGAAUCAUCACAGGAAUUACAAGUCGCAAGUCUUAGUCGUCUUGAAAAAGAAAAUCAAGAAGCGGGCGAAAAACUCGAGGAAGUUGUACGUGAGGGUGAAAUUUUAUUGUCACGUAUUCAAGCUGCACUUCAAGAUAUUGCUCAAAGUCAACUUGACAUGCAAAAUCCAUUGGCAACAGCUGUAAUUAAUACAAAUCUCAAUUUUGAAACAACACCAUCAAUAAAACAAGAGAAUCUCGUUACUAAUAGUGCGCCAUCAAGUAAUAGUCAUCAAUUACCAGAUCCAUCGCCAAGUUCUAUCAGUCAAUAGAAAUUACACGAAAAAAAAAAAUUUUUUUUUACAAUUCAAAUGUUCAUUUCAUUGACAAAAAAAAACGAAUCAUCUACCAUUUAAUGUGUAUAUAUAAUAAAUAUUUAAUAUUAUUCGAAAUAAAUAUUUAAGA